Rhodamnia argentea is the source of this 1249-nucleotide messenger RNA. RefSeq names its product heat stress transcription factor B-4b-like. The transcript has 2 exons. Gene Ontology annotation, cellular component: nucleus. The coding region runs from base 173 to 1075 and encodes 300 amino acids. Gene Ontology annotation, molecular function: RNA polymerase II cis-regulatory region sequence-specific DNA binding; DNA-binding transcription factor activity. NCBI's taxonomy places the organism in Eukaryota, Viridiplantae, Streptophyta, Magnoliopsida, Myrtales, Myrtaceae. Gene Ontology annotation, biological process: regulation of transcription by RNA polymerase II. The record is from RefSeq and is a predicted model, not a curated record.
UUUGCGCAUGGGAUAUACUUAACGUUUUUUCUAUAUUCAUUGCACCGCCAUUGCAAAAAGUUUUAUUUCCCACAGAUAAAUUUUACCCAUUUUCCUAGAUGGAGAGAGAGAGACCUUCUUAUAACUUGAAAAGAAGCAAAGGCAUGCCCAGAGGGAUGGUGUGAGAGAGAUCAUGGCAUUCACAUUGGAGAUGGAGACCAGUAGCAACGGCGGCAGCGGAGGCUGUUCAGGUGAAGAGCACGAACACCUCCACCACCAUCGCCACCGGGCGGCAUUGUGCGUGGAGUCGCAGAAGGCGGCGCCGGCCCCAUUCCUGACCAAGACGUACCAGCUGGUGGACGACCCCCGCACUGACCACAUCGUGUCGUGGGGCGAGGAGGACGCCACCUUCGUCGUGUGGCGGCCACCCGAGUUCGCCCGCGACCUCCUCCCCAACUACUUCAAGCACAACAACUUCUCCAGCUUCGUCCGCCAGCUCAACACCUAUGGAUUCAAGAAGAUAGUGGCGGACAGAUGGGAGUUUGCUAACGAGUACUUCAGAAAAGGAGCGGAGCACCUCUUAUGCGAAAUCCACCGCAGGAAAGCCCCGCAGCACCACAACCAAGACCAUCCUCCGCCGCCGCCCCAUUUCUUCCAACCGGUCGACGAGAACCUCUGCUGGCCGCCAGCCGACCCGCCGUUCCCGACGCACCCGAACAUCGACGUCCUCGCCGCGCUGACCGAAGACAACCAAAGGCUGAGGAGGAGGAACCUGAUGCUGCUCUCGGAGCUCACCCACAUGAAGAGUCUCUACAACGACAUCAUCUACUUCAUCCAAAACCAUGUCAAGCCCCUGCCUCACGACCCGGCGAACAACCACGGCCACCUCGACGGGAUCGGAGUCCCUACGCUCAUUGAGUUGGACUCGGAUCAAGAAGGCGACGUGCGCUCGAGGCCGGCGACGCUCAAGAAGGCCGGGCGAUCGGGCGAGGAGGCCGGUCGAGGUGGUAACUUCAAGCUCUUCGGGGUGUCUUUGAGCGGCAAGAAGAGGCUGCAUCCGGAAAAGUUCGAUCGACAAGAGCAGCUACAACUGUGACAUCCUCUUGGUCAUAAAAAUUCAUGAACUAACUUAUUAGAGAGAAAUCGAUCGAAAUUGAAAAGGACACUUCAUGAUCGAUCAAGUAUGCAACAUUUUGGACUUUUCAAGUUAUCAUAUGCUCGCUUAGGCUCUCUUGCUUUGUGAAGUUAUUAGAUGAACUUUUUUUUAUGA